Molecule: messenger RNA, 2596 nt
Organism: Mizuhopecten yessoensis (Yesso scallop)
Lineage: Eukaryota; Metazoa; Mollusca; Bivalvia; Pectinida; Pectinidae
Product: homeobox protein MOX-2-like
Exons: 3
Coding region: 197-1054 (285 amino acids)
Biological process (GO): positive regulation of transcription by RNA polymerase II
Cellular component (GO): nucleus
Molecular function (GO): RNA polymerase II cis-regulatory region sequence-specific DNA binding; DNA-binding transcription factor activity, RNA polymerase II-specific
Source: RefSeq, a predicted model, not a curated record
ACGCACCAUUUGAUUGGUCGAGACGGAAUGGUAUCCUUUCGGAAAGUGACUGCAGCGUUUUUCUUAUCUACUGCGUGUCUGCGAACUGACACAAAUGCAUGGGCCCAGCUGAAAUGUUCAUUGUCGUCAACACACCGUACCUCUGUAGCAGAUUUAUGACGAAGAGAUCGCAAUUGUCGUUUAGUUUCUCCUCAUAAUGGAAGAACCAGAACGAGCGCUUAAUCCAAGCGCACAGAAUGGUUCUAACAGUACAUGUGGUGGUUAUGCCUCGACCAUGGGGCGAUUUUUCCAUCAGAGAUCUAGUGCUUUUGACUGUAUGCACCCUCCCUCCGGUGGUGUAGGAGUAGGGGUGGGGGUCGGACUGCCCCCUCCCCCACCCUCAGGAUUCGGGUACUCCGGCUAUCCCGGAGAGUGGGGGUUUAUGUCGGGGUCGUAUUCGCCUGGAUUUAAUUUCAAUAGAACGUUUAACACGCCAUCGGCCAAUUUAUUUCCAGUGUCUUCGCGGGAUUUCAAUGUAUCCCUGCCUUCUGUGACGUCAGGACCUCCUCCCCUCAUAGGGUCCAGCCCGACCUCCGGGGUGCUGCCGUGCGAGACAUCUGACGCAUACGAGUCGGGUUUGUGUGGGUCGUCAUGUAGCCCGUCACCCACGGGCCACUGUCUGACAGACGACCUGGACCGGAAGGAAAAUAAAAACAGAGACAACAGCGACCCUUAUAAGCUAGAUUUAUCGGUAAAGCCCAGAAAGGAGAGGACGGCGUUCACAAAACAUCAGAUCCGGGAAUUAGAGAAGGAGUUCUGUGUCCACAAUUAUCUGACGCGGUUACGGCGCUACGAGAUCGCCGUGGCCCUGGACCUUACGGAGAGACAGGUAAAAGUGUGGUUCCAAAACAGGCGGAUGAAAUGGAAACGUGUAAAAGGUACAAAGUUAGUGAAAGACAAAGUGGACGGACAACUGAAGCCAAUAAUGGCCCCUAAUAUAACUUCCACUAGUGUAUCACAGACCGAAAUGGACGACACACAAAGAAAUUCUGUUUGUGACAUGCCACCAUCUUGAAAUUUAUUUUAUAGUUUUUGUGGUUAAUCAAAAACAACGCAUCUGAUAUGUUCAUAAAUUUACGAUGUGUGUCGAGACCAGAUGGGAGUAUCAUAGUAUCGGUUUGUUUCUGAGGAACUCAAUGUGGAUUGAUGGACAAUACAUAUGAAAUGGUGGCUGCCAUUUAGAAAGAAAUGGUGAAAGAUGAGUCUGUGAUCCUGGUGAAAGAAACACCACCUAAGUGGUGUAUACAAGUCGACCAUGUCAGCAAAUAUACGCGUAGAAAUAAAUAAACAAUCUAACGAACUAGCCACUAUUUAUACAACUAUAUACUGCGCGUAUCAAAUGCACAUUUUCAGACACUGAUCGAAAUCACAGAGGCAAGCCUCGGUUUGUGUGAUGUGUGUGUCUACUGAGUGUGACGAUGAAGGUGAUUAGGUCAAAGGUCAUCUAAGUUUAAGUGACCACGUGGAGCAUGGGUUCAGUAAGUGCAAACUCAAUGAUUGUAAGGAACUGUAAAUGUAAAUGACACUGAAAUAGGAGAGUUUACCUUUACUAUAUUAGGGAAAACCUGCAAUUCAUUAAAGCAAGUCGAGCAAGCAUGGGAGGGCAAGUUUCGAUAUAACUUAUUCAUGCUAUAUUGCACGGAAGGUUUUGUGUAAGGUUACAUGGGUAGAGUCAUAUGGUCUCUAUUGUGAUAUAACCUUACGUUGGAGGAUAUCAAAACGUUAAUUUGCGGUUUAUGAGAGAAACUAAAUGACAAACAAAUGAUUAGACUAGUAAAUUAUGUAAAAAAAUGAACAAUUCGGUCCUCACAACGUCCUGUAGAGAGAGUACUGUCGCCUCCAUACUGAAAGGCAAUCAUUUAUGUAAUACAAGCACUGACGUCAUGUGAUAGUUAUUAAGCUACGGAAGCAAAAUGAGUCCAUAUAUCUGACGUACAUCUAUGGAUUUACAACCACACACAUUGGAAUCUGUGUACCAAUGUAUCUGUCUUUAUCGCAAUGUAUGUCCUGGUUUUACAAUAUAUUUAUUUGUAUUAAAUAUAUGACAUUUCUAUUUCUGAAAGUUGACGAUGACGCGCGCUGAACCGACAGUGAUUUGCCGCAUUAUCGCGAAAAAUGAUAUAUAUCAUAUAUGUUCCUAUAGAAGGAUAGGUAAGUGAUAGGGGUCGAUGUGUGUGUUGGACGCUUUUGCAUUUGAUAUGAAAGGAUAUUUUAUUGUAUAUAUGCAGCAUUUUUGCAUGAAGAUUUAAAUAAGUCGAAACAAACAGUGGUCUGUUUCUGGAUUCUUCUUGUAACAAGUCUUAACUUUUAAAAUUUCUCAAUUGGAAAAUGCUUCAAUUUUCUUAACUUUUGAGAUGUUUGUUACAAUUAUGUUUUUAUCCCCAUAUUGGAAGAAAGCGAAACAUAUUUACAUGUACGUGUAUGAAUGAACAAUGUAUGUAUGAUAACUUGAAGCAUUGUUUUACGAUUUUAGUAUGGUAUACAUAAUUGUGACUAUAAUUUAUACAAAUGUAUCGGAGAAUUGUUUGUACAACUGUAUUAGAACAAUAUUAAAAUG